CUCUGUGAAUGUACGUAGAUGUCAUUUCUCAAGGAAUGAGAAACCCAUGGCACUGAUUGUUUCCUACUCUUUCCUCCCAGAUGUGUUGCAUCAAUGUUACUGGCAUAUUUACCGUGGAAGGGGAGUGCCAGAGGUCUGUCGUAAUGGAGAGGAUAGCUGCGUUUCAAAUUUUACUCGAUUUAAUUUAGAUGAUAUGAUAAUAAAAACAGAAAAUUGGGGAUGCACUUCAGAUUGUACGCCAGGGGAUUACAGCUUUACUACACUAGAAGAUAUAUAUUUCCGACGUAGAAUACACUGCUGUCAGGGUGAUUACUGCAAUAACCAAUCCGCACCCGAGUCGGAUCCGCCCUACAAUGGUUUGGUGUGCCCAGGCUGUAUUUCUUCCAGCUUUGAAGAUUGUCAGGACUCAGAGACUGUCAGGUGUAGAGGUGAAGAGAAUCUGUGCAUAGAGUUUGUGAUGGCUAAUUGUAAGUACUGUGGUUAACCAUUGAGCCAGAGGUGGGAGGUGGACACAGUUUGCUAGG
Molecule: messenger RNA, 524 nt
Organism: Podarcis raffonei (Aeolian wall lizard)
Lineage: Eukaryota; Metazoa; Chordata; Lepidosauria; Squamata; Lacertidae
Product: phospholipase A2 inhibitor and Ly6/PLAUR domain-containing protein-like
Exons: 3
Coding region: 47-484 (145 amino acids)
Cellular component (GO): extracellular region
Molecular function (GO): phospholipase inhibitor activity
Source: RefSeq, a predicted model, not a curated record